Messenger RNA from Danio rerio (zebrafish), 1389 nucleotides. Lineage: Eukaryota; Metazoa; Chordata; Actinopteri; Cypriniformes; Danionidae. The record is from RefSeq and is a predicted model, not a curated record.
UCAUCAUAAGAAAAGUGACGACAAAGUUUUUUUUCAAUUUUUCUACAUUUCUAUUAAAUUCAUUACCAUUUUACAAUAUUAAGAAUCGAUGUUAGAAAUCGAUGAAUAAAUUUUGCAUCAUCAUGGUGUGGCUAAAAUCAAAAUGUCUGUCAUCCUGAAUUGCAGUGUAAUGGAACCUUUUUGGAAUGCAGAGUCUUGGUUUAAAGUCAGAUUUUGCAUAUAUUUGAGUGCCUGCUCCCAUUUCCCUAAUGAAGUUAGUUCACAUUCACUGUUUUCACAAAGUGAGAUUUCAGAUUUGCCUAAGAUGUACGUAGACUCCCUGUUUUCUAGUCCUCACAAGAGUUUCCUAAACGGAAAGCUGCUUCUCAGCUGCUAUCAGCUAUGGCUUUCUCAAAGCAAUUGCUCAUUUAUUGUUGGAUUUCAUUCGUUUUGAUGCCACUUACAACUUGUACAGACGAAUCAGAGGACAAUGAACACCAAAAAUAUGAUUAUGGAAGGAAAGUUCAACAAAUACGAGGAGGAAAAAUGUAUAAGUUUGUUCAGGAAUCAAUGUCAUGGAUUGAAGCGCAACAGAGUUGUGAAAAACAUCGAGGAUAUCUUCUGAGGGACUUGAAUGAUGAGAUCAAGGAGCUUGUACUUGCACAGUCCACACAAACUGGACCGUGGUGGGUCAGUCAGACCUUGAUGUAUAAAAAUUCCAUCACUGGAUUUGAGCUUGCCUCAUUUUACCCUUAUAAAAAGGACGGCAGUGCUGAAAAUCACCUUGCUUGCGCUUAUUUAGUCAAAGAUCCAUUUCAGCUACUGACCACACCCAACUGCAGCAUGAGCUUUAGUUCCAUCUGCACGCAAGAUUUAAAUGCUCAUCAGAAAUCAAGUGAAGAAACCAGAAGGAAGCGCAGAGGUGUUACUGACAUAUUAUCAGCAUUGCAUGGCAAUGUAGGAACUGACCAGCUUUUGACGGAUGCUAAAACAAUGCUAAAAGAUUUGGAGACUACACCGAUUGAACUGACAAUGGAUGAUAGGGUCAGUUACCUUCAAGCCAUUUAUAAAAACCUGAAAGCAUCUACUCCAAAUGACAACCAGCUGAGUGAAAUUGUCAACUGUACUGCGGCCAUGCUUUUAUACUCACAAGAGUGUGAGCCUGACAACAUGGAAGAGUUUGAGCAGCUUAUUACUCUUGCCGGCAAAAUUUAUGCAAUGGCUGUUGUCGGUAAUGGAAACAUUGUCAAGGACCUUCCAACAGGAACCAUUUAUGUCAGCAGACAAAAUUCAAGCACUCUGGGUAGAAAGAAUAUUGGCUCCACAGAUGGAGGAUAUUGCCAACUUCCAUCUUUUUCUGCAAUGAAAAGUCAACUGCCUUCUGGCAAUGUCAAUGUCCAGGUUUGCUAG